AAGACGUGUUUCUCGUUUACCUAAGCUCAGUCGAGAGUUCUCGUGUUGCUUUUUGCUUUCUCUCUUGCGUUUUGCACGCGCGUGUGAUACAGUCGCGCCAAAGAGGACAGAGUCCAGUCGAGACGCAGCGUGUUACACCACCCCCGUCGACCGUGUGCGUGCGAAUCCGACGAAUAACGGAAAAGGGAAAGGUAUAAUCGAGCGCGUAGAGGGAUCGUUUUUGUUGGUUGCUUCUUCGCGCGUCCAAGUUUCGUUAUUGUGCAAAUCCCCCCGUGCGAGAGGAGAGACACCGGGAACGUUGUCGACGCAUACCGCGAAUCAGACUCCCAGUGCAUCGUGUGUCGUGAUUUCUGCGAGAACAUUGAACUCUCUCUGUGCCCGUGUCGCGCGAUACGAUAUCGAACUGUCAUCGGUGUUCACGGUCGAAGAGAUACACGCAAGCAUCGUUGUCGGAUCCUCCGUCGAUCGUGUCGUUGACAGAUAGAACGGACAGUAUAUACCGUAUUCAGCACCUAUGGAAAGUGAUCCAUUCGAGGAUCCACCCUACAGGCGCUUCAGAAGACGAUAUUGACAGACUCGAGACGGAGAGAUAGGUGCUCUCGACGGUUUGUUGUGACACAUCGGGGUCGUCGAAUCCUCGGUCGAGUUGCCGCGUUGCUCGCGGAGCCACGUGCGUUUUCUACGGGCAAAUACGCGGCGGCGAUAGCUUGUUGGUAGUCGCGGCGACGAACAUUGGAGCGUGCGCCGUCGAAUCCCGAGGGCCACGUGUGUGCCACGAAAAUAUAUACGUUGACGCGUCGAUAGCGAGGACAGUGGCCGAUACGAUCCGAGCUACGAAGAGGUCGCAAGCAAAACGGCGUUGAAGAACAGUAACCGUCAGCUGCACCUGUUACGAGCAAGAGAUGGCGAUCCCGUUCUCGCUGCCCACCGACGACGACGCGGAGGCUCAGAGCCAGCAGCUGGAGCAGCUCAUGCUCGAUCUCUACGCCGCCCUGCAACAGGUCCUUCGAAGCAGGACCGUUCAGCAACCGUCGCGAAACCACCGAUUGCCGCGACGAGUGGGGGAGGGUUUCGGUACCCGAGAACACCCGGUGGUCCUGGUGGACUCUGACCUGUCGCGACUGCCGCUGCCGGACCUGGUGCUGUCCGCGGUGGAGCAACUUCCGGCCGCGGCGCCGCAGGUGACCGUGUCAGCGCCUAGCAGCCCGACGAGAGACGUGGCUUUCCAGUUUCCGGAGUGCAGCAGCGACGAGGCACCGGUGCCUAGUCCGAGGCCAUGGCCGCGAAGACGCAGGCUCGCGUCCGAGAGCGGCGGCGCCGUGGUCAUGAAGAAGCCACCGGUCGCCGAGCCGGCCUGCAACAAUUGCUGCGGCCGCUUCGGCCAGGCCUUCAACGAGAACCAGUGGGUGAGCGUGGGUGCAAACCUUAGGAAUAUCGCAGACGACUUCCACGCAUCCAAGACCAAGGCGGCCGAGAUCGAGAAGUCAAGACUGCCGGCGUUGAACUCCGGUUUCGCGAACUCCAACAACACCGGCGGCACCAUGGACAGCAUCCUCUCGCUGUUGAUCCCGGCGCCGCUACGCGAGACCCUGUGGACGACGGUGGCCCUCUACCUCGGUUGGAGACUGGUGUCCCGUCUUCGAUAGAUGUUACGGUUUCGUCUUGUCGUCGUCACUGGCGACGAAGGCGAUGCCAGAAGAACGAUCAUCGACGCUUGGAACGGCACCGUGGACGGGCGUCGCGGCGCCGCGUCGCCCGGUGAGCCGGCGACUGGUCCUUCCAGCACGUCGGGGAUUUCUCUUCAAGGUUGCGACGCUUACGGAGGUUCUUCCAAGACCCGCGCCGCGGUCGGAGAGAUCGAGCGCGAAACAUCAUCGUUUCAGACCGUUUCGAGUCUGCUGUUCGGUUCGAACGGUCGUCGCGGGAGGACGUCCUGUCGCAGCAACCAACAAGAUCUGCAUUACGAUUACGUAUUUUCUAUGUGUAUUACGCGUCUCGCGGUCGAGAUUGCACCGAGGCCGCUUCGUUUCUGGCCCUUCGAUUGGUGUCCUACGGUCUCUAGCGAGGACGAGGUGGACAGCGGAGGAUCCGUCGAUGGCGUCACGAACGAACGCGAUGGUUCGGACAGAGGCACGAUCGACGACGAGGACGACGAGGACGGAAGCGCGCUGGCUCCUCGCCCGUCGCAGAGUCAGAGUUACCUGAAGCCAAUUACUAUUUGAUGUUUCCUGCAGCCCCGACGAUCGCGGAGGCUCUGACCCGGCGACGGUUCCAGGCGCGAUCCUCGUCGUCGUUGUACGUCGUCCAGACUCCUUGCUCGCGGUUAUUCGCGAUACUCGGGAUCGCCGAACGAUCGAUCGACGCGCGACGCAGUCUCGUUGGGAGAAGUCCAGGUGCAUUCUCGGCCGCGGGGGCGGAAAGCUUAUCGUUCGAACCAGUUCGACACGAUACGUGUCGCCAUCCUGUCUCGCCCCACGCGGCGAAGGUAAGUCGCGCGACGAUUACCCCGGGGAAAUCGGGACUCGACGCCCGGCGAUCGGAUCGCGACACGGGCCCAGGUGAGGAUGACGGGGAGCUAAGGACGAGAUCCAAAGAGGACUUAACCCAAUAAUCAAACGACGAUCUCAUUAUGAAUAUAAAAAUAAAGAGAAUUAAAUAAAGUAGUGCGAUCUCGGGAACGGGACAAAUAGGUAGUCGUUUUUUUUUUUUAUUUUCGUUUUUUCGUCUCAGUUGCUCUCUGCGCGUCUUGUUCCGUUUUCGAUCGUUCAUUACCCCCCUGCCCGUUGUUCUUGCUCGUGGUACACCUAUCUGUCCCGUUGCCGUCGGUAGGAAGUAUAUUGACGUGCUUGUAGAUAACGCGAUUACCUAGCCGAUACUGGCAAAACACAGAACUCUGUCUGGGAUAUAAUGACGCCGUGCUAUGUCGUCUCGCGAAGUCCGGAAAAAGAAACAUUUCGAGGGGGGCGCGAAUCAGGCUAAUUCGUCGAAGCGUUCAACGGGGGAGAAAGCGAAUGUUCGAGACACAUGCCGUGGGAAACUGAUAGGAACAGACACGGUAAGGAUGAUUAAAGUGUUACGGGGAACAUAGGCGCAAGGAUUUCUUCCACGAUUGUACAACUAUCGGGAACGUUCGAUAAGUGUAAAAUGGAGUUGUAUAAUCCGUCGUAUGACGCGGUCUAGUUACGACGAUUAUUGCAACUCGUGGAAGAGACCGUUGCUUCCAUGGGCCCCGUUUGGAACGAGUUUCGAGCGAAGGGGGUCCGUUCUUGUCAGUUUUCGACGGCGAUCGGAGUCGCUGGACGCCCCGAUUGGGCCGAUAGUCGAGUCGUUUGUACAUAGAUAGCGUUUCGCGGGGAGUCUCUCACACAGUGUAUUCCAAAAAAAAAAUGAAAAAAAAAAAAUGAUGACGUAAGCGAGAAGAGAAACACGAUUGUACGCGAUCGAUGAGCAGGUAGGGAAACGGGCGAGGACACGUAAACGUUGAGAGAGGAGCGACGUAACCGUAUUGUAUAGAAGAUUUAAACUAAAAUAAUAAAAUUCAGUAAUAAGUCGACGUUUUUUAUAAUUAAAGUAGAUAAUCGAUAGGUCGAGGAUCGCAGCAUCUUAAUUGGCUAGCUGCGACUCCCGUGGACAGUUUUCGAAUGAUCUCCGGUAGCUUAGCUCUUAGUGGCGCCCUCGUCCACGAAGGACGCCUUUCACGGCACGCCGGAAACGGAGGUGGGUGGAUAUUUCAACCCUUUCUCCCGCGUGUCGCUCUUUCUCUGUCUCUGAUGCCUCCGUCUGUCGAUUCUUUCGCUUGUUUCUAAC
Molecule: messenger RNA, 3807 nt
Organism: Colletes gigas
Lineage: Eukaryota; Metazoa; Arthropoda; Insecta; Hymenoptera; Colletidae
Exons: 4
Coding region: 903-1646 (247 amino acids)
Source: RefSeq, a predicted model, not a curated record